AUGGAAAGUGAGAAGCAACAACACAAUGUGAUCAUUGUAGGAAGUGGUCCAUCGGGGCUAGCAAUGGCGGCAUGUUUAAACCUUCUCUCGAUUCCUAACCUAAUUUUGGAGAAAGAAGACUGUUUAGCGCCGUUGUGGCAUAAUAAAUGUUACGACCGCCUCAAACUCCACCUUGAGAAACGAUUCUGCGAGCUUCCUCAUAUGCCAUUCCCGAAAUCCUACCCUUCUUAUGUUUCUAGAAAAGAUUUUCUUAAGUACUUAGAUGACUACGUUAAUCACUUCAAAAUUACUCCAAAGUACUGUAGAGUCGUAGAGUCGGCAGUCUAUGACGAAAUGAGCAAGAAAUGGAACAUCAUGGCUAGAAACAUAGUCAACUCAGAUAUGAACCAUGUCGAAGAAUAUAGUUGUAGUGUUUUGGUGGUGGCCACAGGAGAAACGGGUGAUGAGUUCAUUCCGACAAUCGAAGGACUAGGAACAUUCACGGGAGAAGUCAUUCACUCCACACAAUUCAAAUCCGGCAAGAGAUAUACAGAUAAGAAUGUGUUGGUUGUGGGAUCUGGAAAUUCCGGCAUGGAAAUUGCUCUUGAUCUCGCUAAUCAUGGUGUCAAGACUUCCAUUGUCAUCAGAAGCGAUAUUCAUAUAUUAUCAAGUAAAAUGGCAGAGGUGGGAUUGUAUCUGCUUAAAUACAUCCCAUUAUAUUGGGUGGACUCUCUCCUUGUCAUCAUGAGCAAGCUAAGAUAUGGAACUAAAGAUCUAAUCAAACAUGGCAUUAAUAGGCCUAAAGAAGGACCUUUUCUAAUGAAGGACAAAUAUCGUAAAUACCCUGUCAUUGAUGUUGGCACCUUUAACAAGAUCAUAUCAGGUCAAAUUCAGGUUUUUCCAGCAGUGGUAGACAUCACAGAGAACAAAGUAUUAUUUGAAAACGGAUUAUUAUACCCGUUCGACGUCAUUGUUUUCGCUACCGGAUUUAAGAAAUCUUCGACCAAAUGGAUUAAGGGAGUUGACGAGAAUGACCCUCCAAAACAAAAUUUGCCAAAACACUGGAAGGGCAAAAAUGGACUUUACUAUAUUGGGUUUUCAAGGAAGGGCUUAUUUGGAAAUGCAAUGGAUGCAAUAAGCAUAACCGAAGACAUCAAGGCCCAUAUAUAG
Impatiens glandulifera is the source of this 1149-nucleotide messenger RNA. RefSeq names its product probable indole-3-pyruvate monooxygenase YUCCA10. Gene Ontology annotation, molecular function: NADP binding; flavin adenine dinucleotide binding; N,N-dimethylaniline monooxygenase activity. Bases 1 to 1149 code for a protein of 382 amino acids. The transcript is spliced from 5 exons. NCBI's taxonomy places the organism in Eukaryota, Viridiplantae, Streptophyta, Magnoliopsida, Ericales, Balsaminaceae. The record is from RefSeq and is a predicted model, not a curated record.